UCCCCCCAUUCAACCACUCGCCUCUCUGUUCCACUGUGUUUACUACACUGCCGAGCAUAAGGGAGACACUCGUCUUCACAUGCACUGAACCCACAGAGAACAACAGUUUUAGUUGUCUUUGUAAGAGCAGCUCCAGGAGAUCAACAUGCCCAAGAGAAAGGGAGCAGAAGGAGGGGAAAAGGAUGAGCCCAAGAGGAGAUCAGCCCGGUUAUCAGCGCAGAAACCGGCCGCAGCCAAGCAGGAGCCAAAGGUCAAGAAGGCAGCGAAGAAAGAAAAGGCUGUGAACGACAAGAAGGAGGACAAGAAGACCAAGAAGGCAAAGGAGAACGCCGAGGCAGAGGCGAAUGAGGAAAACCACUCCGAGAAUGGAGAGGCCAAGACCAACGAGGUGGAGGCAGCCCCCGAGGAGGCCAAGGAGGAGGCCAAGUCCGAGUAGCACCACUGCCCAAGCUUCCUCUUCCUCCUCUACACCUACCCCACAUCCCACUCCCCCAAAUCCCCCCCAGCCAACCUGCCAGCCCCCCACCCCCCUUCCGCCCCAAGUCUCUCACACGGCUUCCCUCCAAGGCGUAUUGUUAACAGAGGAAUAUUUUUAUCAAUGAUUUUAUAAGUAUCCGUACAGAUUUUUAGCACAAAAAGCAAAGCUGAUUAUGGAGCGCCUUGCAGAUUUGCAGUGGUCAUAUCAAGUGUCUGCAAGCAAGAUGAACACACUAAAAUCUUUUUUAAAUGGCAUUUCAUGAUUGUCGAAGGCUUGUUUGGUGUAGAAAGUGUGUCCCUGCUGGAUUGGCUACGUCGUGAGUUGUGUAUUCCUGUGUUUUUCCGCCGCUCGCCCCGCCCCUUGAUCUCCCCACUUCCUCCUCCUCCUCCUCCCCUAUUCUCCCUCCACAGGUUAGACCUUCCUCCCCCUGACAGUUCAGCUUUUUAUCCAUGUUUUAUCGACAGUUUUAGCCAUGUUAAUGUGGGUGAUUUCUUUUUAGACCUCUAAAUGUGCAGUGAGUUUCCCUUUUUGCUUCCGCCCCAUGGUCUUGUUUUUUUUGUGUUUGUUUUUUUUCUUUCAUUUAAAUCGUGCUUUAAAAGAAAAAAAUUAAAAGCGUUUUGAAGAGUGUUGUCCAUAAGAAAGAGGAAGACGAACAUGCGAAAACAUUCCGGGAACAGCGAUUGCCUACGACUCCGUCUCCUAAGACGACCCUGCGUGUGACAAAACAGCUCCUGCUCCAUCCACGCUGUCAUGUCAGCUUUUCUAAACACUCUGGUUUUUUUAAAACGAUCAAAUUUGGAAACCUUCUCUGACAAAUGCAGGUGUCUGGUCCCUCUCUUAUGUUCUGAAAUUCUCUUAAUAAAAAGAAGUCCUGGGAAUUUUCCUCGAA
Messenger RNA from Pleuronectes platessa (European plaice), 1367 nucleotides. Its product is annotated as non-histone chromosomal protein HMG-14A. Gene Ontology annotation, cellular component: nucleus; chromatin. The record is from RefSeq and is a predicted model, not a curated record. Gene Ontology annotation, molecular function: nucleosomal DNA binding. Bases 146 to 436 code for a protein of 96 amino acids. NCBI's taxonomy places the organism in Eukaryota, Metazoa, Chordata, Actinopteri, Pleuronectiformes, Pleuronectidae. Gene Ontology annotation, biological process: chromatin organization. The transcript is spliced from 6 exons.